AUGUCUUACUCGGCUCUCCCUCAACCUCACCACUCGCAACCAUCACAUGCACCGCCGCUGCAUCAGCCCCCAUCGUGCUGGACGUGCCGCGUCCGCCGCAAGAAGUGUGACCGCACAAAACCCCGCUGCCAUGCCUGCACCGCCCUGGAGAUCACAUGCCACUACAGCGAGGCCCGCCCGGAGUGGAUGGACGGCGGCGACCUGCAGAACGAGAUGGCCAAGCGCAUCAAGGCCGAGGUGCGGCAGGGCGCCGAGGCACGGAGGGAGAGGCAGUACGUCCAGGUGCUGACGCUGCACGAGGACCGCAUGAGGAGGCCAGACGACCUGUCCGAGGAGAGGCCGGCGCCGCACAGGCCGCAGAUGCAGAGCGUGCACCAGCGGCCCAGCUUCUCGUCGCUCAACAACGCGAGUGGCGACGAGAGCAGGAGUGACGCCUCGGGCGGCGAGGCCAUGAGCAUGAGCAUGAGCAUGACGCCCGGCACCAGCCCGCCCAGCUCGAGCGAGAGGUCGCCGCCCGUGUGCCCGGACUGCGUGACGGACGGCUUCGUGGCGCCGCCCCUGCCUCCCGCGCACGAGUACACGGUGUGGAAGCUGCUGGGCAUCGACAACGAGCGCGACCGGUCCAUCGCCAUCGACGUCGAGACCGACUUCACCAUCACCUUCCUCGACUACGUGUUCCCGUUCCUGUUCCCCUUCUACCAGCCGUCGGUGCUCGAGGGCGGGCGCAGCUGGCUGCUCGCGAUGCUGCGCAGCAACACGGCCUUCUUCCACUCGGGCAUGAGCCUCAGCGCCUACUUCUUCACCCUCAUCCUCAAGGGCGGCGAGCGCCACCAGGUGUGCUCGCAGCAGGUCUGGAACAAGCUGGUCGCCCACGUCGACACCGCGGUGCGCGCCAUGCAGCAGGACAUGGAGGACCUCAAGCGCGGCCAGGACGGCAAGACCACCAUCUUCCAGAAGGGCAAGACCAUGGAGAGCAUCAUCCAGCUGCUCAUCCUCGAGCACUCCAUGGCCCGCACCUCGGACUGGAACGUCCACCUGUCCGCCGCCAUGGCCAUCUUCCAGGAGGUCUUUGAGGAGUACGGCGUCGGCCCGGACGGCAAGCCCGACAUCCCCGCCGUCAUCCAGGCCCUCAGCAGGCCCUCGUGGAACCAGGGCAUGAUGGAGCGCGUCGUCUGGCAGUGCGACCAGGGCGCCUUCCGCUUCUUCUCCGCCUUCCUGCUCUACACCGACAUCAUAGCCUCCACGUCCCUCGAGAGCCCGCCCAGGCUGCGCAACUACCACAACCUCAUCAUCCAGGAGGAGACCCCCAACAUGCCCUGCGAGAUGCUCCGCAUGGAGAGCUUCUUCGGGUGCCAGGGCUGGGUCCUGCUGGUCGUGGCCGACAUCGCCGUGCUGGACGCCUGGAAGAAGGAGAACAAGGCGCGCGGCACCUUCUGCCUCAACGAGCUGACCGAGCACGGCAGCAGGCUGCACCAGCGGCUGCAGAGCGGCCUCGCCCGCCUCGAGAGGGAGAGCUUCAAGAAGAGGCCCUUCGACAUCACCUCGGUCCUGCGGUCCUACUACCGGCCCGACGCCGCACACCAGAUGCGCAUCGACGAGCAGGUGGCCGCCACGAGGAUCUGGGCCCUCGCCUCCAUGGCCUACCUGUCGGUGGUCGUGACGGGCUGGGCGGCGGCCGUGCGCACCGCCACGAGCAGCAUCGCCGUCGCCAUGCAGCUGCUCUACGGCAUAUCGAGCCCGGCCGUGCUCAAGAGCCUGACCUGGCCCUUCUACAUCCUGGGCUGCCUGGCCACGAGGGAACAGGAGCAGCUCUUCACGCACAUGGCGUCGUCGAUGGGGCCCCUGCUCGAGUUCGGCACCGUCGGCGAGAGCAUGAGGAUCAUGAAGCGGGUGUGGGAGCUCAGGGACUCGGGCGGCAUGGACCUGGAGAACUGGGACAUUGCUGCGUGUUCGAGGGUCUACGGCAAGCAGGUUUUGAUGACUUGA
Molecule: messenger RNA, 1986 nt
Organism: Diaporthe citri
Lineage: Eukaryota; Fungi; Ascomycota; Sordariomycetes; Diaporthales; Diaporthaceae
Exons: 1
Coding region: 1-1986 (661 amino acids)
Biological process (GO): positive regulation of transcription by RNA polymerase II
Cellular component (GO): nucleus
Molecular function (GO): zinc ion binding; transcription cis-regulatory region binding; DNA-binding transcription factor activity, RNA polymerase II-specific
Source: RefSeq, a predicted model, not a curated record